AUGGCGUGGGCUAGCAGAGAAAUCCUGGCCAGCAGCCACCUUUCAGCCAGCCAGGUUAUGGAUUGCUGGAAAGGAGCCAUAUGCAGCAGUUGGAUUUAUCCCACGCUCAUCAUCUGUGUGAAUGGGUUUUUCUCCACAAUGAGACCUUCAGAAUCUUUUCUCACACCUUACCUAACCGGACCAGACAAAAACCUAACAGUUGAGCAGGUUACCAAUCAGGUUUUCCCAGUGUGGACAUACUCCUACCUCGCGCUCCUCGUCCCCGUCUUCCUGAUCACUGACUACGUGCGCUACAAGCCCAUCCUCCUCCUCCAGGGCAUCAGCUUCAUUGUCACGUGGCUCCUGCUCCUCUUUGCACACGGGCUGGUGGCCAUGCAGGUGAUGGAAUUCUUCUACGGGAUGGUGACAGCCACUGAGGUUGCCUACUACGCCUACAUCUACAGCGUCGUCAGCACUGAUCACUAUCAGAGAGUGACGAGCUAUUGCAGGAGUAUCACUCUCAUUGCAGCCACCCUUGCUGCCGUGCUGGGACAGCUCCUGGUUUCCUUAGCAGACGUAUCCUACUUUCACCUCAAUGCCAUUACUCUGGCUUCCGUGUCCCUGGCCUUCGUGUGCUCCUUUCUCCUCCCAAUGCCUCAAAAGAGCAUGUUCUUCCAUAGGAAAGGCAGCUCAGAAACCCUCCCACAACCAGACAGAGUUGUGGCUGAGCUCAGUUCCAACACGUCAUUGAGCUGCCAAGAGGACCAGGACUGUGCAGCUGCUGACACGGGACCGAACCCAGCACAGCAGGCUCAGCAGCCCGAGCCCCAGCACCACGUGCUGAGAGUCCUGGUGCAGCUGGGCAAGGACCUGAAGGAUUGCUACAGCUCUAGGAAGCUUCUUUACUGGUCCCUGUGGUGGGCUUUGGCUACAGCAGGCUAUAACCAGAUUUUGAACUACAUCCAAGUGCUGUGGGACUUCCGAGCUCCAUCUCACAGCUCUGCAGUGUACAAUGGAGCUGUUGAAGCAGUGGCAACAUUUUUAGGUAAGUAAAAACACUAGCAACUACUUCUAAUUUGUCCCGUCCUGAUAGCAUCCUUCAGUAAUGUCUUUGGUGCCUAUUUCCUGUGAGGAUCAAGGUCAGAGGAUAUAGUGUAAAAAUUGAAGUAUAUUAACAGAAACUGCACUAGGAAGUGUUUCAAUAGCAGACUAAACAUUUCAAGGUGAGUGAUCCUAGACAAACAUUUUGUGACUGCAUCCAUAUUCUGAUCAAUGAGUUCAUCUCCAGCUGUGACAUGCAGAGAGAAGGUGAGAGCUGUAAUUGUUUAGCAGUAAGACACGGGAUCUUAUUAAUUCACAUAAAUAACUGAAGAGGGAACUAAGAAGAGUUGAGCCAGACUC
Messenger RNA from Phasianus colchicus (ring-necked pheasant), 1380 nucleotides. The record is from RefSeq and is a predicted model, not a curated record. NCBI's taxonomy places the organism in Eukaryota, Metazoa, Chordata, Aves, Galliformes, Phasianidae.